Nematocida homosporus is the source of this 690-nucleotide messenger RNA. RefSeq lists its product as uncharacterized. Gene Ontology annotation, molecular function: DNA-binding transcription factor activity; sequence-specific DNA binding. NCBI's taxonomy places the organism in Eukaryota, Fungi, Microsporidia. The transcript has a single exon. Gene Ontology annotation, biological process: regulation of DNA-templated transcription. The record is from RefSeq and is a predicted model, not a curated record. Bases 1 to 690 code for a protein of 229 amino acids.
AUGAGCUCUAUCAAGUUUCUGAAGAACCUCUAUGCAGUUGCUUCUUCUGGGGCCCAUUCUGCUAUUCAAUGGAAUAAUCAAGGUAAUGGAAUUCUUAUCUUAGAUAAGAACCGAUUUAUUAGGGAAUCUCUUCCUUCUAUCUGUAAAUCCGAUGAGUAUGGUACUUUUAUUAGACAACUAAACAAUUAUGGCUUCUCUAAAGUUAAGACGGGUGGAGUUGAUGAGUUCGUGAAUGAACACUUUCAAAAAGACUCGCCAGAAAGUCUGUUGCAACUUAAACGUCGUAAUUUUACUGAGAAGACUGUAGAUUUACAGGCUUUACAGAAUAAUCAGUACCAGUUACAUGCGAGUAUGUGUGAAAUAAACGAAGUGAAUAGAAGUCUGCUGCAGGAGUUGUACCAUUUAAAGGGAAAGGUUGAGCAGCAGGAGAAGACUAUUAAUGAGUUAGUUAGGGCUUUCAUUCGUAUAUUCAAUAAGCAGUCGCCUAAACAAGCAGUGCCUCAAUUAGAAAGUGGAUCAGUAAGUGGUCGAUCUGAACUAGGGAUGGAGUUACCGGGUCAGUUGAGUAGUUCUGAACCUUUGGAAAUGCUUUUGGAAGAAGAUACGACGAGUUUAGAUGGUGGGAGUAAAACUAAAGUGUCCGGAUUGAGUUUAGACGAGUUCUUAAAUGAAGAAUACGAUGGAGUUUAG